AUGUACAACGACUUUGAAGGGAAGACCGUCAUGGACCUCGGCUGCGGCACGGGCAUGCUCAGCGCCGGCGCCGCGCUGCUGGGCAGCCCGGCCGUGGUGGGCGUGGACAUUGACGCAGAUGCUCUGGACGUUGCCCUCGAAAACUGCGACCAGUUCGAGGACCCCCUGCCGGUGGACUUUGUGUUGGCAGACGUGCUAUCCAUUGCCGACAGCAGCGCCUGCAGCACCAGCGGCAGCAACAGUAGCGGCAGCGGCGGCGGGCCCUGGCGGCGGCUGCGGUGCGACACCGUCAUCAUGAACCCGCCGUUUGGGACGCGUCGCAAGGGGGCGGACGUGGAUUUCCUCAGGGCGGCGACAAGACUAGUGCGGGGCGGCGGGGGCGCAGUCUACUCCCUGCAUAAGAGCUCUACGCGCGCCCACCUGCAAAAGGUGGCGCUCAGGGAGCUGGGCUGCUCUGAGGCGGAGGUGCUGGCUGAGCUUCGAUACGACCUGCCUGCCACAUACAAGUUUCACAAGCAGCAGAGCAGGGACAUCGAGGUCGACCUUUGGCGCUUUGUAGUGCCGCAGCGGGACGAGGCGCAGCCAUCAAAGCCGCCGGGGCAGGGGCGGGCGGCGGGCGGCGACGAGGCGUCUGACGGCGAGUGCGAAGAGAAUUCCGAUGAAGACGAUGAGGAAUCUGGGGAGUAG
Molecule: messenger RNA, 687 nt
Organism: Monoraphidium neglectum
Lineage: Eukaryota; Viridiplantae; Chlorophyta; Chlorophyceae; Sphaeropleales; Selenastraceae
Product: Methyltransferase-like protein 5
Exons: 5
Coding region: 1-687 (228 amino acids)
Biological process (GO): rRNA methylation
Molecular function (GO): rRNA (adenine-N6-)-methyltransferase activity
Source: RefSeq, a predicted model, not a curated record